Molecule: messenger RNA, 563 nt
Organism: Ruditapes philippinarum (Manila clam)
Lineage: Eukaryota; Metazoa; Mollusca; Bivalvia; Venerida; Veneridae
Product: agrin-like
Exons: 4
Coding region: 92-553 (153 amino acids)
Molecular function (GO): protein binding
Source: RefSeq, a predicted model, not a curated record
CAAUUGAUACGUCCCUGCUUACGAUGUUUACAAAUUGUAUAAAUUCUUCACAAGGUUCGUGUAUUGUUAUUAUUGACUUGAACACUUGAAUAUGAUUGCUAGAAGUCUUGGUUUUCUACUUUUAUUUUGCUAUGUAUGUGCAGGUCCAGUUGACCGAGUCCCUGCUCUGACGGUUGUAAAUGAUUGUCCUCUUUUUUGUGACGAGAAUAUUGUGGAACCAAUAUGUGGAUCAGACGGACGAACAUAUGAUAACGAAUGUGAACUUAAUCUGGCACAAUGCAGAAACCCACGUCUAAAAUUUGCAUUCAAUGGACGCUGCCCAAAUCGCGUCGAUUCUAGAGGGAUAAUUUGCACAACGCCCAUGUGUCCCCCUUUUGGUGACCCGGUGUGCGGUUCGGACGGACUGACGUAUCAAAACGAAUGUGAGCUGAACAAUGCGAUGUGCGGCAAUGAGAGUCUAAAGAAGGAGAAUGAAGGGCCAUGCAAUCCUGCAGCUUAUUUUCCGAAAGUAUUUGCUACCUUACAUACGUAUUUCAAAACAUCAACAGAUUGAUAACCUGAAA